UAACGCAGUUAACUCGAUUAGUUGAAUUGACGAGUUGAAGUGAUGGCAGAAAGAAUAACUGUCAGCUGUUUUUGAUGAGUUUCAAUCGUGUUAAAUAUUUCGGUACAAAAUAGACAGUUAAUAGAACGAGCUUUCUUCUUGAUUAAAAAUCGGACAAUAGUUUUUAUAGUCGUGACAGUCAAGGAAGAAAUUUUUUGAAAGCAUUGUUUGGAAAAAUCAGAUGAUUAUUUGUAAUAUUUCUGGACAUAAUUUAAUUAUAUAAUGUCAUGUCCAACUUCUAACUAAACUUCAAGACUAAAAAUAUCAAUCAUGAUUACCGACAACGACGAAAUAUUUGAAGAUAAACCAGGUAGUGAUACAUCGAGUGGUGAAACUGCGAAAGAAUCGCCAUCAGUUUUCCGUCAUCGUAUUCCAUGGAGCGAUCGAGGAUCACUGAGCCAUGAUAUACCAGGUUUACAUGAGGUUAAAGAAUUACUUGAGGAUGAUGAUGCUAGUUGCUUGGCUGAAGAAGAGGACGGUGUUGGAUGCCCACUACCUUCAACGCCUGAAGAUGAUCAUCUUCUUGACUGUGAGAUGACUGAAGUUUUGAAAGCAGGCGUUCUUAGUGAUGAAAUUGAUUUAGGUGCCUUGGCUCAUAACGCUGCAGAACAAGCUGAAGAAUUCGUGCGCAAAUAUUGGUUACAGGUCUGGGAAGCAUCUUGGAAUCAAUGUCAUUUCCGCAAUCUACCACGGUGGCUUCAAGAUAACGAUUUUUUGCAUGCUGGUCAUCGUCCACCUUUACCGUCUUUCUAUGCUUGUUUUAAAAGUAUCUUUCGUAUUCACACAGAGACUGGAAACAUUUGGACACAUUUACUCGGUUGUGUGGCAUUCAUUGGGAUAGCAAUAUUUUUCUUAACACGGCCACCUAUGGAGAUCCACUUAGAAGAAAAAAUAGUGUUCGGUACAUUUUUUGCAGGAGCAAUAAUCUGUCUAGGCAUGUCGUUUGCUUUCCAUACUGUACACUGCCACAGUGAAUGCGUCGGCAAAUUAUUUUCAAAACUUGAUUAUUGUGGCAUUGCUAUGCUGAUUAUGGGUAGCUUUGUGCCCUGGUUAUAUUACGGUUUUUACUGUGAUUAUCAACCAAAGCUUAUAUAUUUAUCCGUCGUUGUUGUAUUAGGUAUCACUAGUAUAGUUGUCUCUUUAUGGGAGAGAUUUGGUGAACCUAAUUACAGACCUUUAAGAGCUGGAGUUUUUAUGGGAUUCGGUCUUAGCGGUAUAAUUCCUGCUGUACAUUAUGCAAUCGCAGAAGGCUGGUUUAAAGCGAUUAGCCAAGCUUCACUUGGUUGGCUCAUUUUGAUGGGAUGUUUGUAUAUAUUAGGUGCUUUAUUCUAUGCGUUAAGAGUUCCAGAACGAUUCUUUCCCGGAAAAUUUGACAUUUGGUUUCAAAGUCAUCAAAUUUUUCAUGUGCUGGUGAUAGCAGCUGCGUUCGUACACUAUCAUGGAAUCACAGAAAUGGCAAUGCAUAGGAUGACUGUGGGAGAUUGUUCGAAUCCAUCGCAAGUUUUAGCUUUUUAACUGAUUUUAAAAAUUGAACUGUGUAAAUUUUGUCAUUAAAUUGUUAAAUUUCUAUAAAUUAAUUUAAUUAAAAAAAAAAAAAAAAAAAAAAAAAAAAGUAAUUCAAACCCGUAGAUUUUUUAAGUUUAUAAAAAUCUUUAUUUUGAAAAUGGGUUUUCAGUAUAAAAACAUAAACUGGAUAUGUAUGGUUAAAUACUGUUUAGUAUCAUUUAAAUUAUCUAGUAUAAUUAUUUUUUUUAUUUUCUGAAAAUUCUAAACUUUAUUAAUAUAUUUACUUGAUAUUAUUUAUAAUUUAUUGGUUUGGGAUAUAAAAACUCUUACAGUACUAAGGGAUCGCAUAGCUCGCGAUUUCUCCAAGCGUCUACAAAUGUAUAUUUUUUUUUUUUUUUUAAUAGUGUGUGUAUGCCCACUCCAUCGAUGUCAACAAUAAUCGGCAACCUU
Messenger RNA from Cotesia glomerata, 1995 nucleotides. RefSeq names its product adiponectin receptor protein (gene AdipoR). Gene Ontology annotation, molecular function: signaling receptor activity. The coding region runs from base 310 to 1554 and encodes 414 amino acids. Gene Ontology annotation, cellular component: plasma membrane. The record is from RefSeq and is a predicted model, not a curated record. The transcript is spliced from 7 exons. Gene Ontology annotation, biological process: adiponectin-activated signaling pathway. NCBI's taxonomy places the organism in Eukaryota, Metazoa, Arthropoda, Insecta, Hymenoptera, Braconidae.